CAUCCGCAGAUCCUUUUAGAUCUUUUGGCCUUCUAACACCUGUAGUAGAACCUCGUGUUUUCAAAUUUGGAACGGAUCUAAGGCUUCUCUCGUGGAUGAAUCGAUCGGGAUGGUUUUAUUUCCAUAGUACAACUGCAGUGUCAGUGUGUGAUCAGGUCUGUCAAAGUAAGUAAACUGAUACUACAACUUGAGUACUCGUCGGCUUGCUCGGUGGUAGUCCUGAUCGCAAGAAGGCGCUGGCGCCUCCAUAAUAAAGAAGAGCAAAAUAAUUAUAAUAAUAAAUAAAUGUCUUCCCCUCGCGGCCUCCGUUUGAAAAAAAUCAUGGUUGCUACCACCUUCCCUUUUGCCUACGUGUUUCUGUCGUUCUGUAUUUCGUUUUCCGCGGUUGCAGCAGCUGCCUUUCAGCCUGUUCCCGCUGUAAUACCAAGCGGGCAAAGAACUAGGUGCGCGACAACUUCUUCUGCUGCAAGUUGUGGCUCCUGCUUAUGCGGAUUGCAGACGGCUUUUGCGAAAAGGUGCAGCGUAAGAGAGGUACUUGUUUAAUAUCCCAUCUUUACUUUUCUGUAAUGAACCAAGGCACCGCCACCGUUCUAGUUGUAGUACUUGUUCAGCGUCCUAGCAUCUAUCAAACAGUCCUACUUUGGCAUCUCUGUAGCUGUUUAACAGAAAUACAUGACAAAAAAUCGCGUUCUUGCCACAUUAUUUUCUCAGGCCUCCAGCCCCGGCUCCGGAUCAGCCUACUGCUCACCUGCGCCGGCUGACCGCGUGCAAGAAGAACAUCAUCAGGAACAUGAUCCCGCGAUCCCCUUCCUUCUCCCAGCUGCUGGCGCGCAUACUUCCUCCGGCGAAGCGGACUCCGUACCAGCAGACGAAGUACAACUAGACCCUUUCAUAUCCUGUGCAAAAGUAUCGUACUAGUAUGAACUGCAUGACAAAUUUUCUCAAGAACAAAAAUGCGAUUUGUAAUGCUGUUUUCGCUUACAAAAUAGAUCUGUCAUGCAUGGCUGCAAUUAGUACGAGUGCGAUACUUUUGCACAGGAUAUUUCCAAACCCGACCCAAUUCCGACGAGAGUUCGCCGUGUGACUGUUGCGGUGGUGCCGAUAGUGCUGGGGAAAUCGAAGUCGUACCUGUAGAGACCAACUACGGGGUCAGGAAUGCCAACGAGCUGUACUACGCAGGUGAGGCAGAAUCUCAAUCCCAGUCAGCCGAGCAAGGUGACGCAUCCUCCAGCACCAACGAGCCACGCAUCGUCACGGAGGCUACCCACGAGGAACUGCAAAAAUCACUCUCUACCCUCGGGUACGCGCCCUGGGAACGGGCCACCAACUGCACAACGCCGCUUGGGGGGUUGAGUAGCGAGCUCAGGGGAUCGAAUAAUUUUGGGUCCGCAAGCGUGGAGGAACCUGAGGGCGCACAAGCAAACACGGGUACAUUUUCGUCUUUCCCUGCACCCAGCCUACAACAGCAGUUAUGCCUGCCCUUGUUGACCAACCAGGGUGCAGCGGCGAGAAUUGCGACCCCGAACAAUGGCGCUUCGAGUGCUGGUGUCGGCGUAGGUGGGCCACUACGCGGGGGUCAAGAGGUCGCUCAACAUCAUCUUCCGAGAAACAAAAAAACCUCGCAUAAGCGAACCGGUACGAAAGAUGCUCAGGCAUUUCUCAGCAACAAUGUCGCUGGACCACUGGUCCAGUUAGGAAACGAAUUACUAGCGAAACAAGUAGACACGCAUGCUGGUGCAGGACCUUCCUCUUCAUCUACAGCACCUGAUAUGAUGAGCCAGGAGGAGUUGUCUCCAGCAGCUGUCGUUUCAACAUCCUUGCAGCAAGUUGUAGAACAACUACCCAGCCCACCACCAGGAGGACUGCCAAGUGCGCCGCCGCCGGCGGGCAGAACAACAACAACAAAUCCUGCUCCACCUGGAAAUAAAAUCGGCGCAGAUGACAUGAUCAUGAAUCUGACUCCCCGUACGGAGCCCAUCUCAGAGCCCAGUAGCGACGUCCUUUUCGGGGAGGGAAACAACAACCCGUUUUUGUCGCCGGCGCCCAGCGAAGGGGGAGGAGAAUUAGGUCGAGAGAUGCAUAUGGAUGUGGAUCUCGAUGAUCUAGAGGAGUCACCCAGUGCUGAUGCUUCAGCCACGGAUAUGGACAGUACAGCAACACAGUAUGCGAAGUACACACAGAAGAUGCUAGUAGAUUGCACUCGAAGGUGGACCGUGAAGAUCUUCCAGCCGCAGCGCAAAUGAAAAAUGCAGUCCUGCAACGGAACUAGCAGCGAACUUCAUUCGCCUUGUUCAAUGAAUAAAAGUGGCCAGCGCCAGGUUAUUUCUCUCGCCGCGUGAAUUCUGUCGUGUAGCUGCGAGUGCUAUCGUGCUAUCGAAGCUUUUUCUUGUGCAUACUGGAGCAUCCCCCUCCCUUGCGGCUACGACGGUGGGCUCGGGGGAAACCAAUCAUGCGGUCGAACUUGCUCCAGCGGUGCGGAUCACGGUACUCCUGACAUGGGUUAGACUCAGAUGGAACAGCUUUGACAUAUAGUUUUGGAAAAUUGUACUUAGUUUUUUUUUGUGUCAGACAGUGCAGACGGUAUUAAGAUGAACCAAAAAAAACCUUUGCAGAUCAAUCGCCCCACCACGCCCCCGGUCGUCCUGUGGCAACCGCUAUGAGAAUUGUGCACAACUCCCGUCCCCCUGUUUUGUCAUGCAACAUACCAAAUGCUAAUGCACAUGCAGCACAUCCUGUCUCUGAUCAGGGAGCAUUCUCGACUGCAUGGUAAAUUUUGGAACCUCGCCCUCUGCUACAAUCCGCAUGCAGAUUUGUCAUGCGGGAGCCACUAUAUUGCUGCCGUUGCCCGUGUAGUUGCUUAUCAUGCCCUUCCAAAAUAAGGGGAGCAGGCAGAGUUGUGCUCACAAGAACUUUCAUAACCGCAGCCGCAGCUGGCCCGUGGCACCUCCAAGACUGGCCGCGCCGGCGGGCCACAGUGGACGCCGCCGAUCGAAGUGCCUUUUCUGCGGCUCCCCACGGCGUGCGACAACACGGGUUUAUCGAGCGCCGCCCCGUCCACGCCAGAAAUCAUGAGCAACGCCGGAACUGCUGGUGGAACGACAACUCCUUCGAACGAGCAGGUCGACGUGGAGCACCUGCAUCUCCAAGCAGCUGGACGAGAGUGUACAAACAGUAUUUCUCUGCCCCCGACCCCACCGCUCAACGCCCAGCAGGCACCACAAUUGGAGUUGGACGCGCCAGCGGGUACACCGGGCGAAGGUGCUCCUCCGGCUGUGUUGCAACAACGAGAUUUGUCGCGUGGCGCUACAAGUACAACAUCCCCUUCUGCCAGCGCCGACUUUUUGAACACGUCUGGAACAACAAUUUCAAUUGCCCCACCUGCGGCUACGGCUGCGCAGGCGCACCACCACCUGGCGCAGUCGCCCUCUUCCCCGGCCGUGGCUGUGAUGCGACAACAGCCCGUGUUGAGUAGACCUACUAGUGUCGUGUCUUCGACCCCACAAGCUGGGUCCUUCGUGCCGCGGGCCCCUUUGGUUCAUCAACAGCAAGGCGGUCAAACCAGGAUCUGGAUUGGGCAACAGCAACACCAGAACUAUCUCGCUUCUAAUUCUGGCACCUCUACAACUCCGAUGAAUGCGAGGCAGCAACAGUACGUGGGCGCUGCGACUUAUCUCUCGUCCCAGAACCACCAGCUGCCGCCGCGGUUUGCCCCGCCUUACGCACAACCCCAGCAGAUGACCUCCCGUUUCACGCAGCAGCGGCCAAUGGUCCGCGGAACUACAAAUACUAGAAUGGCCGUUGCCGGAACAACGUUCUUGCCACCUAGUACCACAACUCCCCACCACCUCGCUGUCGCCCCGCUCCCACCCACACGCACGACCCGCCCAAUUUUGCAGCCGACAGGUGUUUCUACUACUGCUUCGCCAGCUGCGUCGCUACAGCCAACAGCAAUCCAGCCACCUAUCCCCGGGGGUGUUGGUGGGGCUGGUGAUGAUCCCGUGCCGAGCCCGCCAAUUUUUACAGGGGAGAAUACAGGAGUAGAAAAUCAAGGCGAGUUCUCCUCAUCAGGACUAGAAGGAAGAAACAUGGCAGCGACGUCAGGCGAGGAUGCAAUGCAAGUAAGUCAAACUACUGUGCAAGAAGGAGCAACAGGUGUUGACAACUUCAUCUCGUCGAAUACAGCUGAAGGAGAGGGCGCAGACUCAAUUGCCACAGCAGUUGAGCGGCCCGUCCGCCGCGAAUGGCUGGCGCCCACAGGAACGAGCGGGGGUAGUACAUCAGACCACUUGGGUUCUUCUGCAGCUACCGCGGUGCAAACCGUCAUUGGUUCCGCGAUGCAGGAGGGUCGGGUCUCUCAUUUGUAAAAAGCCGGAGCUCGUUGUUCGUUACCUUUGACUUUGACGUUAUGAAGAUUUCGAAUUAUGAUCAUGCCCUGCAGCGCAUUCUCGCAUGUAUUUUUGUAUGGCGCUGAUGUUCCUGAACCUGAAGUAAAUCUUUUGAAGCAUGCUUGUCCUCCAAGUAUCUUCGUGAACUUUUUUUUUGCGAAAUGCAGCGAAUAUUCUUAUCUACCUCUCAGUACAACUGCUCUCUCAUUCGAUCUGGAAUUAGAAGAAAGGCAAUCCCUCCAAUUUACGCUACUGAAAAUAGAAAUAGGUCUGAGAAUUUAGCUUCCCUUUGCUUGAUGUUUUGAAUAUAGUAGCGUUAGUCUGACGAAGAUGACGUUAACGAUUUUUUGAAAAG
Messenger RNA from Amoebophrya sp. A120, 4740 nucleotides. Lineage: Eukaryota; Dinophyceae; Syndiniales; Amoebophryaceae. The record is from the annotation of a GenBank genome assembly.